AUGGAUAACAAAAGACCAGUGUCAGUGUUGACAGAUGGGGACAUGGCCAUGCGUGAAGCAAUACAAAAAGUCUUUCCUAAUGCCAAGCACUGUCUAUGUAAUUGGCAUAUGCACAAAAAUGCCAAGCACAAUGUUCGAAUCGUUGGAUUCGAAGGACAUUUCAAGCAUCUCAUGGAUCUUGAUGCGAAUGAGGUUGUAUUUGACGAAGCUUGGAGUAAGAUGGUCAGACAAUAUGGCCUUCAAAAUAACAAGUGGGUAUCAGACACCUACAAAAACAAAGGCAUGUGGGCUCAGUCAUAUUUUUGUGGUCAUUUUUUUGCUAGGAUGAAGAGCAGUCAGUGUUGUGAGAGUAUGCAUGCUUUUUUCAAUGAGUGCCUCAAACGAAAACUAAAACUAUUCGAAUUUGUUAGACGUUUUGACAUGGCCCUUUAUCGGUUUCGGAACAAAGAAGUGGAGGCCAAGGCAAAAACUGACAACAAUGAUCCUUGUCUUACCACGACACUUCGGCCUCUAGAGAAACAUGCUGCAACCAUCUUCACCAGACAUUUGUUCUUAAUGUUCCGGUCGUCAGCCACACGAGGAGAACUUGCCCCCCAAAAAAAUCGUAAAACGGGACAAAUGGGUAGCAAUUCGUUUGACGAAUAUUAUGAUGACUAUGAUCCAAUUGGUGCUGAGUGGUACCAAAAGAGUUCUAAGCUCUUGAUCUUGAAUCUUCCAUUCAAGAGGCUUGUCCAUGAAAUUGCUCAGGACUUCAAGAUGACGGACGAUAUUCCACAUGAUGGAGCUCUACUCGAGAUUCCACCCAGUUAUCACCUCCGGUAG
Messenger RNA from Camellia sinensis, 822 nucleotides. The record is from RefSeq and is a predicted model, not a curated record. Lineage: Eukaryota; Viridiplantae; Streptophyta; Magnoliopsida; Ericales; Theaceae.